UAAAACCUCUAAUGAGGUGCAGGUGGAUGUCCACCGUGAAUCUAGCGAGACGGCCAGUUCAAGCGGCAGGAGGCGUGAACCACAUAGUCUGCUUGAACAAACGGCAACAGCCGAUUCACGCUCUAAUGAGCAAACACAACUACAGCAAACCUUGGAGCAAGGGUUUGCUAAAAUGGCAACUAGUCUAUCUACGGCGAUAGAAAAUGCAUUUAAAAAUUUCUCUGACAAGUUCGAUGUAGAUCCUAUUGAGGACGAACUUCUCACAGAACUAGAAGAAGGAGAACUUGAAACUAAUGGCAGUGAUGGCGAAAAUGGCCGCCAAAACGACAGACACAGUCAGGAAGAGCCUGACGUCUCAGACGGCACUAAUGUGCAACGCAUGAUUGAACGAGCUAAGACUCAAAAUGCUACUGAACAGGCUAAAGAGCCUAGUGUGCUUGAUGGCAUACGUGGAGAAAUGAAAACGGCUGAAACGGGCCCCAAGGUUAACGAUGACCUUGCUGAAAUAGUGAACGGACUUGUGCAGAAAGGUUUAUCAGAAGAAAAACUCCAAGAUAAACUAAACAAGUAUCCAAGCCCAGAAAACUGCGAAGCAUUGUCCAAAGUGAGGGUAAAUCAGCUUAUUUGGGAUAAUUUACAACCAAAUACUAGGUCACAAGACCUUCGAUUUCAAAAAGUACAAACGGCUUUGAUCAAAGGCAUGGCGGCAAUUGUUCGCGCCACUGACACAGCGCUGGCACAUGUGACCACCUUGCCCGCGGGGAAGGAGAUUGUUGAAAGCAUGACUGAUGCUAUUGCUUUGUGUGCUCAUGCGAAUUCUGAGCUUAAUAUUCGUCGAAAGGAGUUGAUAAAACCUGACCUUCACGAAGAUUACAAGCAUUUGUGCUCGGCCUCAGUGCCUUCGUCUUCCCAGUUGUUUGGGGAUGAUCUCUCCAAGCAGGUCAAGGACCUUACAGAGGUCAAUAAAGUCGGUCGGAAAAUGACCAGGCAUAACAACAAACCUUAUGCCAGAGCCCCGGCAUACAGUUAUCGGGGACGAAAUCGUAACAUACGACCUAGGCCUUUUUUAGGCGAAAGACAGGUAGCGAGUGCGUCGCUACCCUUCCACAACAAGAGGUAUCAACGAGGCAAGUUCAAAAAAUUUGCAAACUGA
Messenger RNA from Paramuricea clavata, 1153 nucleotides. The record is from the annotation of a GenBank genome assembly. NCBI's taxonomy places the organism in Eukaryota, Metazoa, Cnidaria, Anthozoa, Malacalcyonacea, Plexauridae.